AUGAGCUUUUUGUUCAAGCUUGCUAUACUUGGAGCACUUCUUCUUGCAUUUGCGGAAAACCAGGUUCCAAACAAUGAAACAAGUAUUAUCGAGUCGGGAACUGGAACAAAUUGCACGGAAGUCACUUUAAAAAAGUUGUUGGCUUGCCUUUAUCGAUUAGGAGAAUUCAGUGCAAGAUUGUUCUUUGUCGAUUUGAAGCAGAAGAGCCUGGAGAAAUUUACAAAAUCGUGCACUUCCAUAUUUACAAAAUCGUGCACUUCCACACAUGUCUUGACCUUGUUGAGUGUGAAAAAGAGCAAGACAACUCCACAGGAAAACAAGUUAGGGAGUCCUGUGAGAUCAUGAACUUCUUAUCCACAGACUUCAAUCCCUGUCUUGCAAAGUUGGGAAACUUGAAACCAGUUCCCGAGUGUUUCAAAGAGUGGAAACCAUUUUAUGAUUUGGUAUUAAGUGGAGAGGACGAAACCACAGACGAAAUGGGGGAACUGUGCAAAAACAUGGUUGGAAAAGAAAAUUGCGUGAAGAAGUUGGUCAGCGAAACGUGUGGAGAGCCGGAAUCCCAGCAGUUGUUUAAUAAGUUGAAAGCUACAAGCCAAUUCAAACACUGCAACUGA
Messenger RNA from Caenorhabditis elegans, 614 nucleotides. NCBI's taxonomy places the organism in Eukaryota, Metazoa, Nematoda, Chromadorea, Rhabditida, Rhabditidae. The record is from the annotation of a RefSeq genome assembly.